CCCUUUGCUGUAUGUACACAUCACAGGAAAUCGGGAGGCAUCCAGUGUUUUUCCAGGUACAUUAUCAGCACCAGACAGACUGAGAUGGCUGCAGGACCCUUCCAGUCCUGUUAUGGAUUAUGUGAGCUUCAUUUCUUCCUCUUUCUCAUGGUCCUGUGCGAUUUUUUGGCCAGCGACUCUGUGGCCGUGAGGGUGACGCAGGAGCCACUGUUUGCCAGCAACUCACAAGAGAAAACCCAGACCUUCCAUUGUUCCAUUGAUGGCGAAAACUACAAUUUUUAUUGGUAUCGCCAGCUGCCAGGGGAGGCAGAGCUACAAGUUGUUGGGAGUCUUUACACUCACAAUACUGAACUGCAAGAUGUCGGCUCCACCUGGAGCGGACGACUGACUGGUCAGUGGGUAGACACUAAGAGGGCAAUGACCCUGCACCUUACAAGUCUCCAUCCAGAUGACACAGGGUUGUAUCUGUGUGCUGCAAGGGACACAGAGAGUGAGGCAGGAAGUGAGGUUGCUGCAAAACCAAGUGUCAGGAACAGAGACCUCACAGCUGCUUUUCUUUGUACAGUUGAGAAGACAGGUCUGGAGAGACUGCGGUCUAACCUUCCUUUGACAUCGGCCUAGGUGCUGUUGAGAAGCCAUAUUGACAUGCAUCGGCAUUCUCCGCAUCACAGGAGGUCUCCCGAAGCCAUUGUUUUCUGUUCACUGGCCUGCUCAAUAAGAACAGCUUCACUCUUGCACUGCCCGUGCCAGGAAGAUGCUCUGCCUCCACUGACAUUCUAUCUUUAGCAGUGGCCAGUGAGCCUCAGGAAUCAGGUCAGUCCGCAACACCCACCUACGGCCUUUGAUUUUGCAUCUCCUGACAAGUGGAAGGAAUGGUCUUGUCUUAAAAGUGCUGCAUUUUAAAUAUGAAAAGAGAUUAAUGUCCCUUCUGUGGGGUUCUCUCUCUCCCAGCCCAUUCAUGAAUGCAGUCCACCAGUUGAUGCUGCUGUCACCAAGCAAUGAAUGCCACACGUGUGAACCAUUCUGAACAGCCAAACCUCCACCUUCAGUGGUCUUCGGAUGACUUAGACCUACACAUUAGAGACUUCCGCCUUCCUGGCCCCUGCCUUCCAUUUCUCCCCUGUUAGAAACACAGCAAGCUACUGUUACUUAGCCUUAGUCCUGCUAUCUGUGUUAUUAGGGAUAAUGAAGCUGACUUGCUUAACAGAACUGUUGCAUAGAGCAGUGGUUCUUAAC
Pogona vitticeps (central bearded dragon) is the source of this 1236-nucleotide messenger RNA. The record is from RefSeq and is a predicted model, not a curated record. NCBI's taxonomy places the organism in Eukaryota, Metazoa, Chordata, Lepidosauria, Squamata, Agamidae.